AUGGCCAAAAAAGAUAAGAAGUCCAAAGAGGCUAAAAAGGCACGUGCUGCCGAAAAGCAGAAGAAAAACACCCAGAAAGCAGAGCUGAAACAGAAGAAAAUAGCUAAGAAAACCGGUGAAGAGGAGGAAGAUCAAGACAUCGAUGCCAUCUUAGAACAAUAUGCCAAAGAGCAGGAGGAGCUUAUGGCUGUGAAGGUGGAAAUAUGCGAUAGGCCAUCCAGGAGGCUCAACCCAACUAUUGUUGCAAGCCCCCUUCAAGGAAAGCGAGAAUUGAUCCUCUUUGGAGGUGAAGCUACCCAGUCUUCCAUGUCCAAGUUCUAUAAUGAAUUAUACACAUACUCGAUUGAGAACAAUAUAUGGAGAAAAAUCACUUCCAAGAACUCUCCUUUGCCUCGUUCUUCCCACGCAAUGUGCGCACAUCCAUCUGGUAUCGUGGUGAUGUUCGGAGGAGAGUUUUCUUCUCCAAAGCAGUCGACGUUCUACCACUAUGGUGACACCUGGGUCUUAGACGCAGAGAGUAAAGAAUGGGACAAAAUUGACCAGAAAAAGGGUCCUCUGCCUAGGUCGGGCCACCGUAUGUGUGUCUGGAAGAAUUACAUUGUGUUGCAUGGAGGUUUCCGUGAUUUGGGCACUCUGACAACCUACUUGAGUGACAUGUGGCUUUUUGAUAUCACAACUUACAAAUGGACCCAAUGUGAGUUUCCCCCUGCGCACAGCAUUCCAGACGCUAGAUCGGGCCAUUCGUUUGUACCUCACCCUGAAGGUGCUGUUAUUUAUGGUGGUUAUUGUAAGUCUAAAGCUAAGAAGGGUGUCCAAAAGGGUAAGGUAUUGACAGAUGCCUGGUUGGUGAAGAUGAAACCAGACCCUAAGGGUAUUAGAUUCGAAAGAAGAAGAAAGCAAGGAUUCACACCUUCUCCAAGGGUGGGAUGCUCAAUGGUUUUCCACAAGAAUAGAGGUAUAAUGUUUGGUGGAGUUUACGAUUAUGAUGAGAGCGACGAGAAAAUCGAGUCCCAGUUCUACAACUCCUUACAAUCCUACCAAACGGAAACUAAUAGAUGGUACAACUUAACAUUAAAGCCUAGAAAACAGAAGAAGCUGGAACAGGCAAAGGAGAAGACCAGAGACGAAGAUUUGGAAGAUAUCUUGAACAGCAUUUUGGCUAAAGCAAAAUUGAAUGACGAAGAUGAUGAAGAAGAUGAAGAAUUAUCACAGUUCGAGAAAUUGAGACAACUCGAAGAAAGAGAAGAAGAAGAGAACAAGAAGGUGGAUUUCCCUAUAGUUAACCAACUACCACAUCCUAGAUUCAACGCUACAACCUGUGUCGUUGAUGACACGUUAUAUAUUUUCGGCGGAGUCUUUGAACGUGGCGACCAAGAAUUUAACUUGGACUCUAUGUAUGCUAUAGACUUGAACAAGGUCGACGGAGUCAAGGUGUUGUGGGAGGAUUUGACGGAACUCGAAAAGGAAUACGUUGAUUCGGAUGAUGAAGAAGACGACGAGGAUGACGAAGACGACGACGAGGAAGAGGAAGAAGAAAUUUCUAAUGAGAACAACGAAGAGGAUGAUGUGGAAGAAGAGGAAGUGGAGGAAGAUGAAGAAGAAGAGGAAGAGGAAGAGAUUCCUGACCCGAGACCAUGGCUCCCACAUCCUAAACCUUUCGAAUCAUUGCGUGCGUUCUACAUUCGUACUGGUGCUCAAUUCUUGGAGUGGUCUAUAUCCAGCAACAGAGACGCUAGAGGAAAGUACUUGAAGAAGGCAGCUUUUGACUUGUGUGAAGAUAGAUUCUGGGAAAGAAGAGACCAGGUCAGAAUUGCCGAGGAUCAACUAGAGGAUUUGGGAGGUGUCGGAGAAGUGAUCGAGAAAGACACUACAAAGGCAACCAAAAGAAGAUAA
Messenger RNA from Sungouiella intermedia, 1893 nucleotides. NCBI's taxonomy places the organism in Eukaryota, Fungi, Ascomycota, Pichiomycetes, Serinales, Metschnikowiaceae. The record is from the annotation of a GenBank genome assembly.